AAACAACCAUCACACAAAUAUUUUGGUUUUGGUUAAAAUAUCUUCGAUUUAUAAUACCACGAACAAAUCAAUUAAUUCCAUCUAAUCCAUAAUUCUGGAGAAUCAAGAUAUAAAUUCAGUUUUGGGUUUUAAUUUUUAAAUAUAAAUUAAGUGUGACUAUAUUUUGAAAGUUGGAAAGUUUCAAUUGAAUAACAUUUUUAAAAAUUAUUUCCGUAUAACGUUACCUACAAAACAUGAGUAACAAUACAUUUUUGUCGACUCGCAUGAUGGCUGGAGCAGCUAUCGUGGGACUGGUGGGUGCUGCAGGUGUCUUCAUAUAUGAACAAAUCUAUGCAGAAAAAAGAAGAGCUAUGUUAGUGAGGGAGGUUGCCCGGCUUGAUAAACAAGUUUCAUCAAUGAGAUCAGAAUUAGAAGCCUUAAGAGAGCUCCAAAAAGAAACUCAACUUCGACGCAUGAAGCAAAAGCGUAGUCCUAGACCAAAAGAAGUUAAAACACCUAAAGCUGCACCCUCGGGAGAUACAGUUGAUGCUCCUGAACAAAGCUAUGCCUCUGAUUCUGAAUAUUUUACUGACUAUCAAUCCGUUAUAGGUACUGACGGUGAAAUGGACAGUGAGGAGUUCUAUGAUGUCCCCACAGAUGAUGAAGAUGACACAUUGCGUGAGUCACUGCGCAAUGGACAUGCUGCAAACCUCACCCUGGACAGUGAUAAAUCAGAUAAUUUAGAUCUUCCAGUACAACAAAAUGUUAAGGAAAAUAGCACAUAGCCAACAUAUAAAAUAAGGUCCUUAGUGAAGCAUAAUUGGAUUUAGUUGGUGUUAGCAAUGGUUUAGGCAUAGAAUUGUUAUAGGAGGCUAACAUAGGUCAAAUGAAAUCUAUAUUCAAUUAAUACCAAAACAUGUAUUCCUUGUUAUAAGUAAAUCAAUGCAAACUAACUUACUGGUUUGGUAUAUGAAUAAUUCUGAUUUUAAUAAUAUUCUAUUUCACUCAUAGUAAAAAUGACAUGUAUAAUGUAAUAUGGUAAAAUUAUUAUGUAUUGUAUAAUCUAGACAUAAUAUUUGCCUUAAUAUAAAGACUUACAACCAUUUAAUUCUCAAAUAGAUUAGUAAUGUGACCAUAUGUAGAUCUUAAUCUAGUAUUUGGUGCUAUCUUGAUAGCUACUUAGAAAUUUAGGACAUGAACUUUUUAAAUAGAAAUUGAUGUUAUGUAUAAUCAAUGAAAUUAUAUGAUUGACAGGUUUUUUUUUGUGAAGUUGGCAAUAAAUAAUUGUUAUUCAUAUGUCCAUCUUGCUUUAUCUUUGCAACAUAAUUAAACACAGAAUUCUUGUAUUUUUAAGAUCAUUAAUGAGUUACUGAGUUUAAUAUAUUUAAUCAGUGGCUUGCGAUGUAUUAUGACUAAAUGUAACUAAUUAUUUUUAAAAACAUAUAAUCUUUUGGGUAAAAAAUAAGAAGUACACAAAUGUAAAUGCACUUAUAUCUGUAUGUAUUUGAAUGAUGAAGACAUGACUGACUUGUGUAGUAUCAAUCAAACCCAGUUAUUAUAUUCUUAUAUUAAGAUAUUUUUGUUCUUUGGUAUCAUAAUUAUGUUUUUCGGAAAGAUUUGGUAAAAUUGUGUUUUUGGUUAUUUAUAUUGAAAAUAUUCAGUUAGGUUUAAUUUGUUACAUGUUAACAUAUUAAUGGGUUUAACAAUAUGUAUUGCAUAGUAUUUGCUCAACCACAAAAGGUAAAACCGACAUAUGAGGAUUUUUUCAAAUUUCACUUAUUUAUACAGUUCACUCUAAGUAAUUUUAAACUAUUAGAAAUAAACAAGUAUUUAUCUUUUAUCUAUAGCUCAAAAUAUUGGGUUAUUUUUAACUAAUUCAU
Molecule: messenger RNA, 1859 nt
Organism: Papilio polytes (common Mormon)
Lineage: Eukaryota; Metazoa; Arthropoda; Insecta; Lepidoptera; Papilionidae
Exons: 6
Coding region: 234-764 (176 amino acids)
Source: RefSeq, a predicted model, not a curated record